GUGUGUGUGUGUGUGUGUUCUCCCCUCUUCCUCUCUGUCAGACGUUCCUCUUCCUCAGAGGAGCAGCCUCCGCUCAGCAGGCGGAUGAAGGAGCUGCAGCGUCGACACAACGAGUUUCGACGCCUCCUAUUGGGGGGCCAUGCUCCCUACAGCGCCGGCCACGCCUUCCUGACCUCCACAUCCAGCCCCCCCCUCCCCAGGACUGAGGGCCAGCAGGCCAACAUCCCAGAGGAGCAGCACCAGAGGGAGCUGGCUCUGCUGCGCCGCCGGCUGGAGGACCUGGAGAGCGCCCAGCAGCAGCAGCUGCAGGACCUGGGCUCUCUGAGGGACCCCCCCCAGCCUGACCUCUGACCCCAUUGGAACUGCAUUAGCAAGGACACCAGCAGUGUUUUUAUAUCAAUGGAAGCAUCAUUUGUUGGCUUAUUUAAACAAAGUAGAGGUGAAAAGAGAGGCCAGCGUUUACAUGUGUUUCUAUCAUUGUAAGGCCGCUGCAGCUUCAUGUCAAAGUGAGCCUGGCAUCCUCAGGGUUGAAUUUUGUAUUUAGAUGUUUGUUGUUUACACACAUUUGUUCUGAAGCUUUCUGUGAAAAAACAAAGUUUUUAUACAGCGAUUUAAAUAACAUGGCUCUUCCAUCUGUGAAUUGCACAAUGUACAUACACAGAGUUCAUGUCAUAUAUUGAAAUAAAUGAUUAGAAGAUACCGUUUUUUCUGAUAUCAGUGGUUUGACUUAUUCAAGAUGACUCAAGGUCCUAGAAUCACAAAAUUGUGUGGCAACAAAUCUGUUUACGUAAAGGAACUGCGACCUGGGGCCUAUACUACGAAGCAGGAUUCUCGCUUAGCCGGCUAACUUCAGGGAAAACUCGGGGUUUCCGGUCCUACGACGCUGG
This is a messenger RNA of Notothenia coriiceps (black rockcod), 887 nucleotides long. Its product is annotated as centrosomal protein of 83 kDa-like. NCBI's taxonomy places the organism in Eukaryota, Metazoa, Chordata, Actinopteri, Perciformes, Nototheniidae. The record is from RefSeq and is a predicted model, not a curated record. Bases 85 to 351 code for a protein of 88 amino acids. The transcript has 2 exons.